Messenger RNA from Fusarium oxysporum Fo47, 1044 nucleotides. RefSeq lists its product as uncharacterized. The transcript has 2 exons. NCBI's taxonomy places the organism in Eukaryota, Fungi, Ascomycota, Sordariomycetes, Hypocreales, Nectriaceae. The coding region runs from base 217 to 1044 and encodes 275 amino acids. The record is from RefSeq and is a predicted model, not a curated record. Gene Ontology annotation, molecular function: protein binding.
UGCUGUCAACAAAAUUUGAUUCUUGAAACUCUAUCUCCUAAACUUUUAUUUUAGGCUUCUUGAGUCACACCGUGAAAGCUUAUUACAUCAUCAUAUAUUACCAUCGUAGCCUUCACCAGUUGCAGUAUUUACUCUACUCGCAUUCAUCUUGAUCACCUACCGCUCACUCCAUCUCAACUCCUUCGUUUGCUUUCUGCCACAGCCGCGACCAAUAAGAUGUCCACAGAACACCAGAAUGUGAAACGCAGGGCCCCAAACGACUUCGAGGAACAGGAGUCAACAAGGAGUGUCGCGAUAUCCAAUGUUUUCAAAUUCAUCGUCGGUCCCGAAGAAACCGAGUUCACUAUUCAUUCCGCCCUCGUCGCGAAGCAGUCACCCGUCUUGAACGUCCUCGUCAAUGGACCUUUCAAGGAAGCCUUGGAACAACGCGUCAAAUGGCCCGACCUCGACGAAGCCACCUUCCUGAGCUUUUGGGAGUUUGCGUACAGCGGCAACUACGCGAAACCCAUACAAGAAGAUGAGGAAGAGGAGGAGACAGAUCCAGGUGAUGAAGAACUGGGCCGCUGGGGCAAGUCUUGGGCGCACUACGUUCGACUUUACCCACGAAUCUCGGGGCCUAACAAUGCCAAUGCACACCAGGUUCAUGGCCUCUGGCAGAACUUUGUCGAGAAACACGCGCCCGUGCCUCGACCAGCCGACGUGGGAGACAUCGGUGCAGAUACGUUGCUGCAUCAUGCGCGAGUUUGCGCCUUCGCAGAUCGCUACUGCAUGGAUAAGUUGAUGGAGAUAUCGUUGGGCAAGCUAUUCCUCGCCCUCGAGGCGACGAUACCUUGGGGAGAUUCGUGGAAUGCUGUCAUGGAGCUGCUCGUCUUGACUUCCGGCAAAUUUUUCCCCAUGAGGUUGCGACAGAUUGUGGCGGAUUACAUCAUCUGUCAAGCAGAGCUCUUCAGGGGUGAGGAGGUGUUUCAGAACUUUAUGUGGCAUCACGGUGGUCCGAUGCGGGAACUGUUGAGCCAGGUCGUGGAAACGGAGGAAGAUACAUAA